CCCAAAAUUAACCUACAAAAUGCAUUGACCCCUGAAGCGUGGGAAGAAGCUAAAACACAACUUGUACGUUAUGUUAAAGAGUACCUCUCUGAGAAAGAAGAUGAUAAAGAUCUGGAGAAUCAAAGCAGCUUACAGAAACAACUGGAAUUUCAGGAGUUGUACGAGUUGGCGCAGAGAAAGUUUUUACGACAAGUUUCCUUGUACUCUGAUGGCACCUAUCCAAGGCUUUUUGCCCUAGAUUAUUAUAAUAAAACACCAGACAAACCUGAAAGUGAUUGUGAUCCAGGAGUCGAUAACCAUGAGGAUAGAAAAGAUGUUUCUUUAGGAAAGGCUGAUAAGAGUGAAGAUGUGGAAAAUGCAGACAAAUGUAAAGAAGGGGAUGAUGGGGAUGCAAAGAAAGAGAGUUGAAAACGAGUGCUGAUGAGAAUGGGGAUCAUGCAAAGGUAGAUGAGCCAAAAGAUGAUGAAAAUAAAUUAGAGCAGGGAAAUGACAAAGAAAAAUGUAAUGCAGAAAAGUCUCAAGAUGAUGGAAAAGCAGAAGAUAAGUCUGAUUUACAUGAUGGAGGAGAUUGUAAAGAUGAAGAGUUGAAGGAGGAUCUAAGUGGAUCUAAGGAGAAAUUGCCUAAUAACACACAGGAGGAAGCCGAAUGUGAUGAACUACAUGAGGAUGAUGAUGUAACGGGUUAUGGCGAAAAAAUGUGGAGACAAAAGAAGAAUGUAAAUUAUGUGCCUAUCUGAUAUGUGAGCAUGAUGAGGGCUGGCAUAUCCUGCCUUCCAAAUUGAUUCCAUUGACUGUGUCUGAUGGUGAUUCUUACUUGGCUUCCAUGGCAGCAUACUUGGCUAGGAUGUACGCUGUUAUAAGGCAUGGUAACAUAACACUUGAUGUGUUAGACGAUGAACCAAUGAUGAAACUCAUGCAAGAGAAAGCUGCUGGAACUGGUGAUUUCUCCAACCCUUACCAAGAGUUGAGAAGAUUCAUAAUGGAAUGCGAUGUGAAUCAGUCCAUGGGAGGACUACAAAGGUGUCAUCUAGCAAGUGGGAGAAUAUCCUGGUUAUGCAAGGAACAUCAGAACAAAGAGGCUCGUAUCACCGUACUUGCGAGUGAAGGUGGCACUGGUGUAGUAGAAGAGGAAGAUCUGGGACUAGCUGAGCAUUUGCAUGGAUUUUUCUUUGAAAACGCAGAACAGGGAAAAUCUGGGCAACAGAUUGAUGAGGCAAAAAGUCAAGUGGAACCACCUUCAUCCUCUCCACAAAACCCAGCUGAUAAAGUCAAGGAGACACAAAGUUCAUCACAACAAGAGACAAAACAAAAGCAAGCUGAUGAGAAACAUGUUAGUUUUAAAUCAGCGGGAAUAGCAGCAGGUGCAGCAGGAGCAGCAAACAACAACAAAUCCAGUGAUCCAAACAACCCAAGCAAGUCUUGUAUUAUAUUGUAACCGGGUGUAUAAUACUAUGAAAUUUCAAGAAAAAGACUUGUGUCAAAAAUAAGGGGAUUUUUUGACAGGAUUUCACACAGAGCAAGAUUAGGACACUCUGAAUCACACGACAAU
Messenger RNA from Saccoglossus kowalevskii, 1549 nucleotides. RefSeq lists its product as uncharacterized. The record is from RefSeq and is a predicted model, not a curated record. NCBI's taxonomy places the organism in Eukaryota, Metazoa, Hemichordata, Enteropneusta, Harrimaniidae. Gene Ontology annotation, biological process: regulation of DNA-templated transcription; signal transduction. Gene Ontology annotation, cellular component: nucleus.